AUGACUGUGGUAGUCUCUAGCAUCCUCGAAUGUCUCUUGGAGAAGCUGGCUUCGAUGGCUGUUGAAGAAAUUCAACUGGUAUGUGGAAUCAAGAAUGACCGAAAGAAGCUCGAGAGCACGCUAGUGAUAAUCCAGAAGGUGCUUGCCGAUGCCGAGCAGAAGCAAACAAAACAGCAAGCUGUGAGGCUUUGGCUGUCGAAGCUUAAAGACUUCUGCUAUGAUACCGAGGACAUGCUAGACGAAUUCGAAGCCAGGGCUUUGUGGAGGCGGACGGGGUCGACCAAGCACUUGACCCUAAAAAGGAAGGUACGCUACUUGUCCUCGUGGAUAUCCAACUUCAGUUUCCAGUUUAAGAUGGCACAUGAUAUGAAAGAACUGAGAAAGAGACUUGAUGGGAUCAAUGAAGAGAAAACUCAGCUCGACUUGUCGAGUGAUGUUCAUGAGAAGACUAUAGCUCUGCGGAGGGAAACUCAUUCUUUUGUACUCCCUAGGAAUGUGAUUGGAAGAAACAAAGAAAGGAAAAUGAUAAUAGACAUGUUGUUGAGAGGUUCAGAUGAUGGUGGAGCUGGAACGAUAGCAGUCAUUCCGAUUCUUGGAAUGGGGGGUACUGGAAAGACGACUCUCACUAAAUUGGUAUACAAUGAUGACAGGGUGAACAAACAUUUUGAUCUCAAAGUUUGGUCAUCCAUGCCAGUAGAAUUCGAUGUUAUGGAGAUAAUAAGAGACAUCAUCCAGUCUCUUGGUCACCAUGAAAAAUAUGAUGGACUUGAAAAGAUGCAAGAUUUCCUAAGAAACAUGGUGAAGAACAAAAGGUGUUUGUUCGUAAUGGACGGAAUGUGGAACGUGAAGAGGGAAGAUUGGGUGGGACUGAGAGAUUUGUUAGGAGGCGUUUCCGAAGGGAGUGCAGUCAUCGUGACUUCGCGGAAUAAAUCGAUCGCCAAAUUCAUGGGCACUGUCCCUCCAGUUGAUUUGGCCAACCUUUCGCUGGAGGACUCUUUGACAUUGUUCGUGAAGUGCGCGUUCGAUCAAGGGCAAGAGCAGAAUCACCCGGACCUUAGGGAGAUCGCCAUGGAAAUCGUGAGCGUGUGCGGGGGAAAUCCUAUGGCGGUGAAGACUUUGGGAAGCUUGUUGUAUUCAAAGGAAAAGAAACGGAGCGACUGGGAACACGUAAGAGAUAGUGAGAUUUGGAAAUUACAAACUGAUAUUUUACCUUCCCUGAGAAUAAGCUACGAUCUAUUGCCUUCUUACUUGAAACAAUGUUUCGCUUAUUGCUCGAUAUUCCCAAAGAACUACGAGUUCAGCAACUUUGAUGUGAUCCAACUGUGGAUGUGGAAUGGGCUUAUCCGAACCAGGGGAACUAAUGAGGAGCUGGAAGAGAUUGGACACCAGUACUUGGAGGAGCUGUGUUCGAGAUCCUUCUUCGAUGUUGUCUCAGAAGAAUAUCCAGUGCUGCUCUUCCGAAUGCACGACCUCGUUCGCGAACUUUGCGUUUCGGUGGCACAACCCGAAUCGUUCAACAUGGAAAUGGCCGCACAAUAUAUUUCCUCGACGGCUCGGCAUAUAUUGUUUCCCAAGCCAUCUACUCUACCAAAAGAUGAACUCCUCGACUGCUUGAGCAAACUCAGCCGCGUUCGUACCCUCAUGUUCGAGAAGGGUUCCUCUGGGGAGUCUUUUCUGGAGAUGUGCAUUCCGCGAGUAAAGCACUUGCGAGUGCUGUCGCUACAUGACUCCAGCUUUCACCAACUGCCUAGUUCCAUUGGCGGUCUAAAGCAUUUGAUGUUUCUUCAUUUAAGCGGCAACUGUUGUAUCAAGGAACUCCCCAAAUCGGUCUGCAAGCUUCCCAAUCUGCAGUGCUUAGAUCUCGGCGGGUGCAGGGGACUCCAGGAAUUGCCUGCAAACAUCAAGAAUAUGAUCAGCCUCCGCGUUUUUGUCCUAACCACGAAACAGUGGCGUCUGCCGGGGAGCGGAAUAGGAUGCUUGACCUCUCUGCGGUGGCUGAUCAUUCGAGAUUGCGAGAAUUUGGAGGCCUUGUUCGACGAUAUCCAAUCCCUCACGCUCCUCCGUAAGUUGUUCAUUUCAGCUUGUCCCAAGUUGGCCUCCUUACCCCAAGGCAUCAAGAAUCUCAAGGCAUUGGAGGAUCUCUGGAUUUGCAACUGCGAGAGCUUGACGCUGCCGGAAGGCGAAAGCAAUGAACCGAGCUCCAUGUUGAGGCUUCGAUCCUUCAGAUUCGAGGGAUUACCGGGGAUAGUUUCUUUCCCCGGGUGGCUCAAAGGUUGUGCAACUACUCUGCAGAGGAUAAAAAUUGCGGAUUGCUGCAACUUGAGGGGAUUGCCCAACUGGCUGCAAACUUGUUCUUCUCUUAGAAAACUGGACGUUGCAGGCUGUCCGAGAUUGUCCUCUUCACGGGAGGACGUUCAGCGCAUUGCCACAUUGACAGAGCUGCGGAUGAUCAACUGCGGGGAGUUGAGCAAUUUUGGAGAAGACGACGAUCCACCUAAAGCUCCCAUCGCUCCGCAGAAAACGAUUGAGAACCUUUUCAAGGAAGUAUUGGAAUAUUUCAAAUAA
Messenger RNA from Rhodamnia argentea, 2565 nucleotides. Its product is annotated as putative disease resistance protein RGA3. Gene Ontology annotation, molecular function: protein binding; ADP binding. Gene Ontology annotation, biological process: defense response to other organism. The record is from RefSeq and is a predicted model, not a curated record. NCBI's taxonomy places the organism in Eukaryota, Viridiplantae, Streptophyta, Magnoliopsida, Myrtales, Myrtaceae. Bases 1 to 2565 code for a protein of 854 amino acids. The transcript has a single exon.